Messenger RNA from Zophobas morio, 1749 nucleotides. RefSeq names its product pH-sensitive chloride channel 2-like. The coding region runs from base 387 to 1574 and encodes 395 amino acids. Gene Ontology annotation, biological process: regulation of membrane potential; nervous system process; chloride transmembrane transport. Gene Ontology annotation, cellular component: neuron projection; plasma membrane; synapse. Lineage: Eukaryota; Metazoa; Arthropoda; Insecta; Coleoptera; Tenebrionidae. Gene Ontology annotation, molecular function: excitatory extracellular ligand-gated monoatomic ion channel activity; transmembrane signaling receptor activity; transmitter-gated monoatomic ion channel activity involved in regulation of postsynaptic membrane potential. The transcript is spliced from 6 exons. The record is from RefSeq and is a predicted model, not a curated record.
UCUUUAGUUUUCCUAAGAGUCUGAUGAAGUGUGAUGGCUUCUCCUAAAGUGUUGCUGUUGGGAAUUCUGCUCCUUGGGGGAGGAAUAGGCAUCGGAAAUGGUUAUUAGGAAGCGGAUUACAACGUCGAAACAAAGGAAUGUUUUAAUGACAAAUAUUUGAGUUUGGACAAUCAGUUUGGUGUGAACCCGUCUUCUCUGUCAAACUGUCAUUAGUCACGUGACACACACAUUGAUGAUAAUAUUGUAGUUCUGCCGCCGACUGUCCCACCCUGUCAAACGGCGACGACCUACCCCUAGACCAAUUUAUAUCGCAACUGACGGACCCCUGCAGAUAUGACAAGUACGUGCGACCCAACACCACCACCCCUUUGCCCAUCAAUGUGACCAUGGAAAUCACACACAUGGAAGCCACCCAAUCUCAAUUCACGUCUUAUAUGACAGUCCAAUUCGUCUACCUCGACUCAAACCUCAACUAUGAAACGUCAUCGCCCCAAAGAACAAUCAUCCUUGGAGACGAAUCUCUGAAAGCAAAAAUAUGGACGCCGAAUAUUCUCAUGAGGGACGAAAGUGGCACUUCGGUCAUAGCAACAUCGACUAAAGACAUCGUCGUUUCUAUAACCAAAACGGGAUUGGUUACCUAUAGCUACAAAAUGACGGUACAAUUUAACUGUCAAAUGGAUUUAAAAAAGUUUCCGUUUGACUACCAACGGUGCAAAAUCGCCUUCAGUGAUUGGUCCAACAAUGCCGCCAACGUCGACCUAAAAUGGACCCAAACUCCCCCGUUUUACAAAGCCGCUGAUCUACACUUCUCCGAAUACAUCAUGGACAAAGCCGAGUUUAACCUAGGUAGCGACGCCGGUCCAUACCCAGGUCUCCCAGUGGGCACUUUCACCAAACUAACCAUCGAAUUCAAGUUCCAUAGAGACAUCGGCUACUACCUCCUCGAUUUUUUCAUCCCUUCGUACCUGCUAGUGUUCACCGCGUGGGUGACCUUCUGGCUGCAAGCCGACGCGGGCCCCCCGAGAGCCACCUUGGGGGCCUCCACGGUGGUCGCUUUCAUAACCCUCCACCUAGGCGUCAGCAAAGACAUCCCCAAGGUCUCGUACGUCAAAGCCAGUGACGUUUGGUUCCUCGCUGUCAUUUUCUUCAUUUUCUUGUCACUAGCGGAAUUCGCUUUCGUGAAUGUCAUCUGGCGGCGGAAGAAACACAUCGAGCUGAAAAAACCCAAACCGAAAUAUGUGUUGAAGAGCGCCUUCAUGCCACAGAAGUCCCGCGAGGAUUUGCAGAGGUACGCGUCCACGCUCAGUCUUGCCACUAUUGGGCAGUCGAAUGAUAGUUUGAAUUCGACGAAGCCGUUGCCUCUGCAAGGGAAUUAUAAGAGUGUGGAUUCGCUGGAUAGCGCGAAUUGCCACACUGCGAUUUCGAUUCCCGGGAGUGACGAGCAGGUGUUCACUUGGACGAAGAUGACGCCGCAAGAGGUCGCUAUUUACGUCGACAGGAAGGCGAGGAUCGUGUUUCCGGUCACGUUUUUGAUUUUUAAUGUUUUGUACUGGGUUUUUGUGUAUUGUUUAUAGUUUGUGUGUUGGUAACAACUCCAAACGGGGUUGCUUGAUCUAGCGAAUUCACUAUCUGUGUUAUAGCAUAGUUUGAUCUUAUCUUAAGAUCUAUUUUUGUAUUAUUUGUUUUAAAAUAAGGAAAAAUAUUUAUGUGAAGUUUUUUGACAAUACAAUGAAAUAUAUGUAAGGAAUG